AUGGCAUCCAUUUCCCGUCAACCAUUUGCCCCCUUAGACGGCACCCGACUGCAGAAUCUGACGAGCAUUAAGAAUAGACAGAAUGCUGUUUCGUCCACUGCUGGCGGCAAGCGCAAAGCCUCAGACAGUGUAGAGCCCGAUGACUUCGAAAACGUCGACCCGUUUGUCUUUUCCAAGCGAUCUAAGAGUUCCGACACCUUCUACCCGUCCAAGGAUGUCCUCAAGCCUUCGUCCUUUAUCCUCACCAAGGCCGCGCCCCUCGCCGCAAGUCCCCUGUUGAACUCCUCGAGGCCUACCCUUCCUCGCCCUCGCAGUCUUCUCCAGCCAAAAUCACCGUCAGCCAAGAUCAACACGGCUAUCGCAAAGUCCUCCCCACUCUCGGCUCCAGCUGGCCGUUCGCCGACUCGCGGUAAGCGAUCUGGUAUUCUCUCAAACCGUCGCCGAACCGCUGGUCCCUACACGCGCGUAGACCCGCCUGCCUUCAACCUGCCUUCAUCCGCCUCAGCCCCAUUCAGCCUCGAUGCUGCCCUCAAGGGUACUAUCCCGAGCUAUGCCGCCCGUGCUACCGUAACCACAUCCUCGCGGAAUACGGUCAAGGAUCUCGACGAGCCUGAUCUUAAGGCAUCUUGGUUCUUCGACAUCCAUGAAGACACGCCAGAGCAAGAAAUGACCAACAUGUUGCAGCAUGGCACUUGCGUUCUUGACAUCAGCUCCGACGAAGAAAGUGAGCGCAAGGCCAGCAGAGACCGCGCAGAGGGUCGCGACAAGGAGAAUGUACCACCUGUCGAUGAUGUGAGCCAGACAUCUGCACGGCGCUCGGCUCGUCAUACCAGUGAAGAUGACAUGAUUUUUGAGAAAGAGAGGAUAGCUUUGGGCGAGAUGGAUGCAAGCGAGUUCUAUGCCUUUGGUUGCGAUGAAUCAUCCGUCAUCAUCGUCCCCGCCGAUGAUGAUGACGAAGAGCGCGAUGCGGCCCCUCAAGCCGCCGUGCCUGAAAUCAAAGAGCGCAUUCCUGAAACCGAAGCAACCCCGCUUGGAGUCCCUGUAGACGAAAAUGGUGUCGACGAGCUCAUGGGCAAACCCACCGAGACAGCAGCCAAGGCAGCCCUCUUGGAGCCUAUGGAGGGCACCGGUGAGAGCUUUGAGCUGUGGGAAAGUGGAAGCGCCAAAGACGACUCCGAAGUGGCAAUUGCGGACUGCUGA
Messenger RNA from Colletotrichum orchidophilum, 1200 nucleotides. RefSeq lists its product as uncharacterized. Lineage: Eukaryota; Fungi; Ascomycota; Sordariomycetes; Glomerellales; Glomerellaceae. The transcript has 2 exons. The record is from RefSeq and is a predicted model, not a curated record. Bases 1 to 1200 code for a protein of 399 amino acids.